Bacidia gigantensis is the source of this 3885-nucleotide messenger RNA. RefSeq lists its product as uncharacterized. Lineage: Eukaryota; Fungi; Ascomycota; Lecanoromycetes; Lecanorales; Ramalinaceae. Gene Ontology annotation, biological process: transcription initiation at RNA polymerase II promoter. The transcript is spliced from 7 exons. The record is from RefSeq and is a predicted model, not a curated record. Gene Ontology annotation, molecular function: RNA polymerase II general transcription initiation factor activity; transcription cis-regulatory region binding; chromatin binding. Bases 1 to 3885 code for a protein of 1294 amino acids. Gene Ontology annotation, cellular component: transcription factor TFIID complex.
AUGGCGCCGAUGCUGGAAGCGACGUAUUCUCAUCCUACCGACACAGGAUUCUCCGUCUCGCACCAGAAGCUAGACUUUGAAAUCGACUUGCUUUCACGCAGCUUGAAAGGGAGGACAGAGCUUACCGUCAAUCCUCACUCGAAGGAUUUGAAAUACAUUCAACUGAAUUGCCGACAAUGCGAGCUCAGGAAACUCACUGUCAACGGCAAGCCAGUUCCAGCUGUGACAUAUGAAGAUCCAUACAAACGGGCAAAGCUCCCAUGGCGCGCUGGCGUUCGCCAGUACCACAUGUUGCAGGACCGGUUGGACAAGUGUAUGAGGGCUCAGCCGGAGGAAGAGAUGAUAAUUAGCCUACCAAAGAGUCUGAAAAUAGAAGAGCUAGAUCCUUGGUCAGAUGAAGCGCAAAGUCUCUUGCUGUCAAAAACACUGGGAAGUAGCACGAGAGGCUCAGACGCCAAUGCGAUAGACCUCGCAAAGGAUAAUAAAACAGCUGUAGAACAAACAGCGCGAUAUACACCUAUUAUAGUCUGGAUGGAAUACGAGAUUCCAUAUCUACGAGAUGGUGUGCAUUUUGUUGGCUUCGACGACGGAGACCUGCGAUACCCUCAUGCAUACACGACCAGCUCUUCUUUUCCGGGAAACGCAGGUUGCCUUUUCCCUUGCCUUGAUGAUACGACUGCACGCUGCACAUGGGAGAUAUCAAUCAAAUGCGCCAAGACGAUAGGCGAUGCUUUUCGUUUGCCCAAGCCUGUGAAUGGCGUGGUAAACGGUGUGCGUGGCGCUCACCAGGCGAAGGUGAAGGAACGUGUAGAUUCAUUCAGCGAUGAGGACAAGGCACUAGAGCUUACAGUCCUUUGCUCUGGAGAGAUGACCGAUGAGAUUGUCGAUUCUAGCGAUUCGAAAUUGAGAACAAGUUCCUUCAUAUACUCGAAAGAGAUAUCAGCCCAGCACGUUGGCUUCAGCAUCGGUCCCUUCGACCAGGUUGACUUAGGCUCCUUCCGAAGGAGUGAGGAAGACGAUCGUCUGGGACCGCAAGCUGUGACUCUGCAUGGGUAUUGCUUGCCGAGAAGGACCUCGGACUUGAGAAAUACUUGCUUUCCUAUUAGUCAAGCCAUAGAUUACUUCAAUUUUCUGUACGGCUCAUACCCCUUCUCGAACUAUCAGCUCUGCUUUGUAGACGAUACGCCCGAGGAUGUUAUUCACACUGGAACAUUGUCGAUAUGUAGUAGUCGGCUUCUGUUCGGCGAGGAUGUUCUGGAUCCAAUCGAAAGUGUGACUCGUCAGCUAGUCCACGCGUUAGCUACGCAAUGGAUUGGUAUCGAUAUUGUUGCAAAGGAACUCAGAGAUACUUGGGCCAUCGUUGGAAUCGCCUACUUCAUGACUGAUAUGUUCCUGAAGAAAUUAUUUGGCAGGAAUGAUCACCGCUACCGACACAAACGAGUUUCAGAUCGAGUUGUGGAACUCGACGUUAAACGGCCAUCUCUGAUGGGGAUGGGAUCCUUGCUACACAUAGAUCCAUCUGAAUAUGAGUUCCUUGCUUUGAAAGCACCCUUAGUUGGGGAUUUGUCGAAUGGUGCAUUGGACACCGCCUACUUCAUACGGCAAUGUGAAAAACUGAGUCAUACGAAGUUAGAUCAAUUCUUCGCUCAGUGGGUUGAAGGAGCUGGCUGUCCGAGGUUUCGUGUCACUCAACGAUUCAAUAAGAAGAAGCUUGUAGUCGAAAUGUCAAUACAGCAAGUGCAAGGCGAGAAAGCCAAAGAUGAGGCGUUAGAUAGCACCACAUUCAUGAGAGACGUCAAAGAGGAUCAACGUGCGAUAUACGCUGGCGCUGUUCCACCUUGUUUCACCGGACCAAUGACGAUUCGCAUCCAUGAGGCUGACGGUACACCCUAUGAGCACAUCGUCGAGAUCAAGGAACCGUUGCAGAGAUUCGACAUUCCAUAUAACACCAAGUACAAGAGGCUGAAGCGCAAUCGACGCCACAAAGAAAGAACGACAGCCGCCGGCGCCGAGUAUGGGGCUGAUGAAGGUGGGGAUGUCCUCCUCUAUUCCUUGGGAGACAUACUCCAGGCCGAGGAUGACAUCAAGAAUUGGCGGCUAGUUGAUUGGACUGCUGAUGAUGAGGAUAAAAUGAGCCAAGAGUCGUAUGAGUGGAUUCGUAUGGAUGCAGACUUUGAAUGGAUAUGUAACAUGACAUUGAUGAUGCCCGGCUACAUGUGGGUAUCUCAACUACAACAAGACCGAGAUGUUGUAGCACAGCUUGAGUCAAUCCAAUUCCUGGAAAAACAGAACGGCCACCCCUUGAUAUCGACAUUCUUGAUCCGCACGUUGAUGGAUCAACGAUAUUUCCAUGGUAUACGGACGUCAGCUGCUCUUGCUCUACCCAAAAGCGCCCGAUACGAAAUGGAUUGGGUUGGCCAAUUCCAUCUUGAAAAGGCGUUCAAAGAGCUUUUUUGCUAUGCUGAUUCCAAUAUGACCAAACCCAAUGAUUUCUCGAACCGUGCAACAUAUCUCAUCCAAUGUGCAAUACCCCAAGCAAUGGCUGAAGUCAGAUAUGAAAAUGGGCAUUCCGCUUUCACUGCUAGGAAUUGGCUAUACGAAAAACUCAAGUACAAUGAUAAUGGAGACAACGAAUACUCUGACAGCCACUACAUCGCCCUACUCGUCCGCUCGUUGUCCCGCGCCAUGUCCACCAAACCUCCCCCGAGAAUCGAACAAGAAGCCUUCGACCUUUCGGUCGGUAUUGGCGAGGAAGACAACAUGGCUUUUCACGAGGGCUGCCUCGAGCAGAUUGACCGCUACCGCCGCAUGGAUGAAUGGAUACCCUCUCACCAAAACAUAAUAAGCCGCGCCACACUCGACGCAAAAUACACCCUCAUAAAAUCUGGCGCAGUCAAACUACAACCCCUGGACUUUUUACAAUACACGUCCCCCAUCACAUCCGAGCAUCUCCGCCUUCACGCGUUCUCCCACAUCAUGUCUCUUGGCCAGAUUCAUCACCUUGCCAUACUCCGCUGGUUCCUCUCCACCCUUGCCACUGACCCUUCUCCACGCAUCCGUGACCACCUCAUUCUAAUUCUCAACAAAACUUUCGGUUCUGUCGCAAUCGGCGAAGCCUUCCUUCCCAUUCAAGAUGUUGCCGCCACCGAGGACAAACCAGACCCCCCAGAAAAUGGCGGCCUCACUAUCGAAACCGAAGCCUCCACUUCCGAGCACGCUACAAAGAAAGCCCGCAAAACCACCAUGAGUGGCGCGCUCGAAGCUCUUAGGCAGGAAUUAGGCUCAAACCCUGUCCUGUCUGAUGGCCUGUGGGCUGCCAUAAGCUCUCCCACUAUCUCCCUAAGGCAAGUCUGGCAACUGCUGGAAAUAUGUGGCAGACUCUACAUCCCAAGAACAAGCAUACUCGUCGUUCUGAAGUACCCACGCUACUGGAGCUGCGAGAAGACAGGCAAGGGAAAAGUAGUCUUCAAGCGCACCGAUCGCGUCCGCACCAAAAUGCUACCCAAGAAAGCCGUCAAACUCAAGUUCACCGCCGGCGGAGGCAGUGCAGCUGGUGGGGCUGCUAAGACCGGCAGUCCAGCUCCAUCCGCCCUGCCGUCGACGCCGGGUGUAAGGAGAGAAGGUAGUUUCGGCGGAGGCGGCAAUAGAGCGCCGAUCAUGGGAGCACCGAGACCGUUACUGAAGCCGCCGAAGCCGCCGCCGGGAACGGUGCAGCAGCAGGCGCCGGUGCAGAGACCUCCGCUGCAGAAAAUCGCAAGUUCGAGUUCUGUGGAUAGUGCGCCUGGUAACGGAGGGGUGGAGGGGGGUGAGGAGCCGAAGAAGAAGUUGACGAUUAAGUUGAAAAUUGGGAGUGGUACUGGAAGGGCGGGGAGUCCGCAGUCUUAG